This is a messenger RNA of Anthostomella pinea, 555 nucleotides long. NCBI's taxonomy places the organism in Eukaryota, Fungi, Ascomycota, Sordariomycetes, Xylariales, Xylariaceae. The record is from the annotation of a GenBank genome assembly.
AUGGUCAGCAACGAAUUGAUUCGCCUCGAAGGCCUCCGGGAGAAUAUGAAGAAGCGACCGCAGUCAGCUACAGAGCCCGGAAGAGUACAAAAGACAGCCAAGAGGACUCCAAUCAGUACCAUGGGAGCCGACACGUAUCGAAACAGCGACCUGCCCAGCAGGCUCGGAGUAGAGAGCAGCGGACAAGAAUGCAAUAUUCCCCAGGCAUUUGCGACCGUCCGUGAACACGACAGCACAUCACUGCAAGUUGGAGAAUGGGCAUUUGAAGGCCUGAAUACGAUUCCCGACAAUGAUUGGCGAGAUUUAACCAAUGUUGGGCAGAGGACCUUGGCCACGGCUAACGGUGUGGCAACUAGCAAUGAUCGGUCUUCUGUGGAUAGAGCUUCCCGCCUGACCCCGAGCAACUGCGAGUUGGAGCUUACCUUUACGAGCGCAAACACGCUUACACGUUUUGAUAGCCAAUGGUUGGAUGAUACGGAUGCGAACUUUGCAAAUGACAGCGAUUGGUCAUUUGCCCCAGCUGCGAAUGCGCAUGUACUUGAGCCAUCUAUCUAA